This is a messenger RNA of Puntigrus tetrazona (Sumatra barb), 3252 nucleotides long. It is a transcript of the gene rerglb, whose product is annotated as RERG/RAS-like b. NCBI's taxonomy places the organism in Eukaryota, Metazoa, Chordata, Actinopteri, Cypriniformes, Cyprinidae. The transcript is spliced from 5 exons. The coding region runs from base 402 to 1013 and encodes 203 amino acids. The record is from RefSeq and is a predicted model, not a curated record. Gene Ontology annotation, molecular function: GTP binding; GTPase activity.
CCACCUACUGGUGUAAUGAUGGAUCCUGCAAAACAAGUCACUAAACAGUUCCAGCAGCAUGUUUGGACUGUAAACAAAGAUUCAGUUUUGUUUAAUUGUGCAGAGCUCUCAGAUCACAGAGCAUUUAAUGAAGCAAAAUUCUCCACUUAUCUGAAUAACUUUCAAGUGUCCAAGGGAAGCUGAAUUGACCUUGUGGCAGCUCAGCACUCUUUGAGUAGUGGGAGGAGAGAUGGAAGAGAGGAACGUCUGCGUGUUUAACAGAAAGAGAGUAAGAGAGAUAGAGAGAGAGGGAGUGUGGCACCACUUCACUGAGAAGAGUAAAUAGUAAAGAGUUGUGGCUGGGACUGUCCAACUACUUGGACACAGAGAAGCACAGCAAACACAGGGUACCAUCUACAACAAUGAAUGACAUCAAACUAGCCCUGCUUGGCAGUGAGGGAGCAGGCAAGUCUGCGGUUUUGGUGAGAUUCUUAACCAAGCGUUUCAUAGGAGAAUAUGCGUCAAAUACCAACUCCUUAUACCAUAAAAGGCUCUCCAUUGAUGGAAGGCAGUUGAACUUGGAAGUCUUUGAUCCAUGCUCACAGAGUGAAGAAAGCAAAUGUAUCCUAGAGGAACCUCUGGACUGGGCUGAUGGCUUUGUGGUGGUGUACACCAUCAGUGACCGUACAUCCUUCCUAAAUGCCAAAAACAUCCUGGAACAGAUCAAAGAGACUCGUCGAGAGACCUGUAAAGGGGAGGUUCCCAUCUGCCUCGUGGGUAACAAGCAGGACUUAUGCCACAGCCGCCAAGUGAGUGAAGAGGAGGGCCGCUCUCUGGCCCAGGAGAACAAAUGUCUCUUCCAGGAGGUUUCGGCGGCUGAGAACUACCUGGAGAUCUCAAACCUCUUCACAAAGCUCAUCCGCCAUGUGAUGGAACAGCUUAAGCAUAGAGGUGACCGCAGGCGGUACAGUGGCUCCAAAUCCAUGGCCAAGCUCAUUAACAAUGUCUUUGGCAAGAGGAGAAAGUCUGUUUGAGUGCAGAACAUGAAAGAGCCCAGAAAGGAGCAAUGAGUCAGUCUCUAUUGAAUCAGUAAUGGAGAUUUUUCCCUGUUAAACCUGAUGUUCUGGAAAAGGUUUUAUGUGUAUGAAUAGAAGUAGUGCAGAUUCAAAUUCAAACACUACGAGAAAUCCCACACAGCCAAGAUCAUCAUAUAGAGCAGUGGUUCUCAGUGGUACUCUUUGACUUCAAGCCCCCCUCCUCAUUGUCAGCAAAAUUUGACUGUCCCACUUUUCCAGGCGUUUACUGUAAAAAGUAUUUUUACUAAAGAUUUUUUUAACUACCCCUUUAAAACACGAUUAGUUUACAUUAUCAGCUUACACAGAAUCCCAGUGACACAUACGCAUUUCCAUUAUAAUUUUCUGCAUUUAUUUGCAUAAAUAAUUUUAGUUCAAGAGUUUUUGGAAUUAGUUUCUUUCUUUAGAAAGAAAAAUAUUUGCCUUAUGAUUUUUCUCUUAUCUGACUUAGAAGAGUCACAAAGCUACUUUUGUCUUAAAAUUCCUAUUUUUGUUGACCUAUAUACACCUCUUGAUAAUAUUUUCAAUAUCUUUGAGAAGAAUGGGAAAUGUUUGCAAAUUCGUGAAGCUUUUGCUUUUGUCUUGAACGAGUAGCGCACAUUCUUUCCCUUGCUCUCUGAAAAUGUUUUAAUGGCAUGAGACCGAGUUUGCAUCAAGGAAUGCACAACAAACUUGAAGUGAAUUUCAUAUAUCGAGAUGCUGUGAUGAGGUGUAAAAUGCAGGUAAAUUACCUUUCUAACAAAAACCUGUGGAAGAGGAAUGAAAAUAAACACUCUCCAGCAUUCCUUCCCUAGCAUUCUCAGGGCCUCUUUUCGAAUAAAAACAAUGGACUUCAGCCUUUUCCCAUACUGUACAGGUCUGUGGGCCCUCGGAAAGGACCUGUGUUAAAACACAUUCGAAUUUAGGUUAAUCACAAAAACAGAAACUUAUUAUUAUUAUAAAUUUGUUUAAUGUUUUGGCAAGUUCUUCCAGUAAUGUUAACAUAAUGUUCGUUCAGAGUUAUCUGGUCUUUAAUAAACGUUCCCAAAGUAUCAGCACAAAACGUUAUUUCUUAAAUGUUGGACUUACAUCUAACAUAUUUAUUAUUAUUAUUUUGCUAUUUGUUUCAGGAUAUUUAGAGAAUAAUUAAAAAACAGUAUUACCAUAAUGUUUGGAAACCCAUAAAUGGGAAUGAUCACUUACCGUUUGGAUAACAAACAUGUUUUAAAGUAUUUUUAAAUACUGGCCAUUUCGAAUGCUCAGAAAACAUUUUCAUAGCUUCAUAACAUUCUUAGAGCAUAUUUUUGUUAGCUGGGAUCAUACUGAUCACUUUGUUUUUAACGUUAGCAGUCUAGGAGACUAACGGAUUCGUCUAAAGGAUAAUUGGAGUAAUAAAUGAGACAAAAUAGAUGACUCGAAGUGUGUUGCACUGAAAACAAAAUCUAGGGCUGCCACAUUUUCAAAAUUUUUCCACAACGCACUGUAAAUCACUUAUACCCCGAGUAUAUCCUGUCAUGGUUCAUGUCUCACAAUUCAAGAGAAAUGGUGGAUGAGAAGAUUUGUCAUCAUGGCACUGGCACUUCACAGCUACUGUGAAGAUGCAUGCUAAACAACACAAAUCAAACUAGAAGGGCACUGGUCCUGGAAUAUAAUACAGCGAUGCUGUUGAUAAAUACCAGUGACGUUUAUGUGUGACCCAGUUUUCGAUCAGUGCCCAAAUGUUUAGUGGUCCUCGCGAGUUCCUGAAUUUGUGUUCACGAUGCACUGAUUCACAGCUUAGCUGGGGAAAUGGGGAGUGUAAUAAGACAGAGCAGCAGAAGCCAUGAAAGACUUACAAAAAAAUUCUAAGAAUCUCAGAAAUAUCAAUAAAUCUACACUUGUCCAUGGAGAAAAAAAGGUAACAUUCUUUUGUGCAAGGCUGCUUAUCAAAUGAAGGAUGAAUUAAACAGAAUUUACUGCUGCUAAUGUUACAAAAUUCAAUCCUGAUUCUACAGUUUAUUGUUUAGGUACCAGUAAUGUCAUGUCAAGUUUAAUAUUUUGUGCAAUUAGCUUAGGGUUGUGUUUGUCUAUCAUUGUAACUUGUUUAAAGAGCAGCUUUAUAAUGCUGUAGCUAAAACUGUAGCUAAAGUAAAAUGUGUACCUUUGAUUUUUUUUUUUUUUUUUUAAAGUAGUAACAUGUUCACUAACCUUAUAACCUACUAAUAAAAUGGUUACUUUUCUA